AUGCACUCGCGACGAGAAAAAGAGACGACCUUCAGCGUCGUCAAGGUGGACUACGAGCCUCGAAAAUGCAUCACUCACCUGGUGACCGGCAAGGACGCGCUGGUGAUGUCGCUGGAAGAGGGGUCGCUGGUGAGGCUCAGCCUGGACGCGCCCUCCGAACUGGAAGAGAUCGAAGUAGGCGCGGAGCCGGUCACCGGGAUGUUUUUGGACCCCACCGGGUGCCACCUGCUGCUCGUGAUCAAGAGAAGGAAGACGAUGUACUUGCACCGGUCCUGGAAGCGCCCGCGGUCCCUGAAGAAGCUGAAGGGCCUGAACGUGACCGCCGUCGGCUGGAACGAUUCGGGCGCCGAUUCCGCGUCCACCGGGCUCAUAUUGCUCGGGACCGACACCGGAGAAGUCUACGAGCUGGAAAUAGAGGUCAAGGGCGGCUGGUCGCUCACCGCGCCGACGUUGGAGAAGCACUUCAAGUGGCUCUACGCGUUCGAGCUCGAGGCCGAGUCAAAGCAGCUUCUCAAUCCCUACGCGUCCGUCCAACAACAGGCGGACGCCAAGAGGACCGAAGACACCGACCAUUCCGCCAAGAAGGAGGCCUCGUCUUACUUCUUUGCCUCCACUUGCACCGAGACGACUCUGCAGGGAAUCAGGUGGUUCACCAUUCGACCUUCCAACGGACCGCCAAAAAUUUACGUCUUUUUGUGUAGCCACAGAUUCUUGUGGUCCUUUGUCGGAUUUCACUCCUUCGAGCACUUGUUUCUCAGUCCCUGUCGCCCGGACGUCCGCGAGUUCCCCAGCCCCUACUUCAUCUACAGCAAGCUGGAACUCUAUUACAGGACCCACCUGCUGACCGAGGAACCGCACACCGAAAUCCUCGUCCCUCAGGCGCUCGCCUGGCUCACCUUCUCCGGCGUCUUUCUCAUGAACCUGAACGUGUCCGAAACCGACUUCCUUUCCCCCUCCGAACCCACCUCCGCCGACGCGCCCUCCUCCAAGGGCCCCAAAACCAGCCCCUCCUUCUCUCUCAACGUCUCCAACGACCCAAUCUUCGACUCCUCCAGACACAUCCCCCUCACCUGCGACUCCAUGUCCCGACAGCCCUACGACGACCUGAUCCUGUCCAUCGCGCUCACCGAACUCUACAUCGUCGUCCUCUACGCUCACGGCCUGUUCCAAUUCCUCGACGUCUCCGCCGAAAAGGCCAACCUUUGGUCCGUCUACCUCCAAAAGCGCCAGUACGCCCUCGCCGCCAAACACUGCACCGAACCGUGGCAGCGCGAGCGCGUCUCCGAGGCCCUCGCCCUCCACCACUUCCAGUCCGGCCUCUACGAACUCUCCGCCAAAGCCUACGCCACCACCAACCUGGGAUUCGAACAAAUCGUCCUCAUCGUCCCGACGCCUCCUACCACCCCGACUACGCACUCCGACUCCUCCGCGAGCACACGCACAUCCAGGGAUGCGUCCUAG
Molecule: messenger RNA, 1461 nt
Organism: Schistocerca gregaria
Lineage: Eukaryota; Metazoa; Arthropoda; Insecta; Orthoptera; Acrididae
Product: vacuolar protein sorting-associated protein 18 homolog
Exons: 4
Coding region: 1-1461 (486 amino acids)
Biological process (GO): endosome organization; vacuole organization; organelle fusion
Cellular component (GO): HOPS complex; endosome
Molecular function (GO): protein-macromolecule adaptor activity
Source: RefSeq, a predicted model, not a curated record